Molecule: messenger RNA, 2529 nt
Organism: Bombyx mandarina (wild silkworm)
Lineage: Eukaryota; Metazoa; Arthropoda; Insecta; Lepidoptera; Bombycidae
Product: V-type proton ATPase 116 kDa subunit a 1
Biological process (GO): vacuolar acidification; proton transmembrane transport
Cellular component (GO): plasma membrane; vacuolar proton-transporting V-type ATPase, V0 domain; vacuolar proton-transporting V-type ATPase complex
Molecular function (GO): ATPase binding; proton-transporting ATPase activity, rotational mechanism
Source: RefSeq, a predicted model, not a curated record
AUGGGUUCGAUGCUGAGGAGUGACAAAAUGGCAUUGUGCGAUAUAUAUUUGCAGCCGGAAGCCGCUUUCGAAAUUUUAUCGCAACUCGGCGAAGUUGGAUGUGUCCAGUUUUUAGACAUGAAUCCCGAUGUGCAGGCUUUCCAAAGGAACUACAUAACGGAGGUGUGCCGUUGUGCCGAAAUGGAACGCAAACUGCGCUACGUAGAAGCUGAGCUGUUAAAGGAUAAUAUUUAUGUACCAGACAGCGUUCAGGAACCAAAAGCGUUGCAACCAAACGAGAUGAUCGCUUACGAGAAUAUUCUUGAGAAGUGGAAGAACGACAUUACCGUGAUGUCAGAAAAUCACACGAAGCUGAAUAAGAGCUAUCUAGAAUUAAACGAAAUGCUUUACGUUUUAAGCCAAAUUGGUCCUCUCUUAGGCGACAACGACAUGCGACGCGAUUCAAAAUUUCCGAAUUUGAGAGGAGCUGAUAUUCUACCCGGUGGUCAUCUCAUCGUCAUGCCGGGGGUCGUCCGUCGCAGCAAGAGUUACCACUUUGAAAUGAUGCUAUGGAGGGUAUCGAGAGGAAACAUUUACUAUCGACAAGCUACAGAAGAUAAAAUACUCAAAGACCCGUUCACUGGCAUGGAAAUUAGGAAAGUGGCAUUCUUAGCCGUCUGCCAGGGCGAAGAGCUUAGCACGAGAAUGGAAAAAAUAUUUAGUGGCUUCCGGGUGAACUCAUACCCGUGCCCGGAAUCUGCUAAGGAGCGACUAGAAAUGAUAAGUCAGCUAGAAACGAGGAUGAGCGAUUUAGAAGAGAUUUUGAGUAAAUCAAAGUACAUUCGCUGCAAAACCUUACGGACUGUCGGCAAGCAAUGGCAGAACGGAAUUGUACAAGUGAAAAAAGCCAAGGCGAUUUAUCAUACCAUGAACCUUUUCUCCUUGGACAUUACAAAGAAAUGUCUAAUUGGCCAAUGCUGGAUACCGGAACGCGAUCUCAUGAGAGUUCAAGACAUUUUAGUGGAAUGCUCGGAAACGAUCGGUACAAAUGUGCCCUCAUUUAUAUCUAAAACUACGUUUUCAAUGUCGCCGCCCACGUUCAAUCGUACGAACAAAUACACGCACGGCUUUCAAGUUCUGAUCAAUGCUUACGGCGAUUCUAUGUACAGGGAACUGAAUCCAGCUCUUUAUACAAUAAUAUCUUUCCCGUUUUUGUUUGCUUUGAUGUUCGGUGAUAUGGGACACGCUUUAAUAUUAUUGUCGUUUUCUACUUGGAUGGUUAAAAACGAGGAAAAAUUCAUAGCCAUGAAAAGUAGAAAUGAGAUUUGGAACAUUAUAUUUGGAGGUCGCUAUAUCAUUUUAUUGAUGGGCAUGUUCAGUUUUUUUUCCGGUGUUGUGUACAACGAUUGUUUCGGCAGGUCGAUAGUACCAAUGCCGUCUUAUUGGGUGAAUACCUUCUCUUCAGAAGCCCUAGCUAAACAAAGUGUCCUCAAUUUAGACCCGAAAGGGAAAACGAGAAAUCUUUAUUUAUUGGGCGUUGACCCUGUCUGGGGCGUCGCAAAGAAUAACAUAAUAUAUGAAAAUUCUAUUAAAAUGAAGUUUUCUAUAAUUGUCGGAGUCCUUCAUAUGAUAUUCGGUUUAAAUUUGAGCGUUGUAAACCAUUGGUACUUGAAUCGCCGUUACUUAAUAGUUUUUCAAUUUAUACCUGAAAUUGUAUUUUUAACCUGCAUUUUCAUGUGGCUGGUACUGCUGAUGUUUUUCAAGUGGUUUAUGUAUAGUGGUAAAAUAAGUGGCAAGCGAGGUGCAAAUUGUGCUCCUCAAAUUCUGAUAUUAUUCAUUGAUAUGUUCCUAUGGACUAAAACUAAACCGGUGGGCGCGAACUGCGACGCGUACAUGUUCAACAAACAAGAAUUAGUUCAGAAGAUACUGAUGAUUAUAGCCAUAUCGUGUAUACCUUUACUUUUAUUGGGAACACCUGUGUAUUUGUACUGUACUAACAAAAAGAAAACACAAAAGCCUGAUGUCAAAGUGAGUGAUUUCAGAAGAUAUCAGAGAAGAGACUCUGAUGAAGAAAGGAAGGAACCUAAGAAAACCAGCGAAAAAGAGCACGACAGUUCUUCAUUUGGGGAUUUAAUGAUUCAUCAAGCAGUACACACAAUAGAGUUUGUCCUCAGUACAAUAUCACAUACAGCUUCGUAUUUGAGACUAUGGGCAUUAUCUUUGGCGCAUGUUGAAUUAUCAGAAAUGUUAUGGAAUAUGGUACUAUCGAAACUAGCCUUACGGGACUACUCGAUGUUCGGUGCCAUCAAAGUAUUUAUCAUAUUCAGCGUUUGGGUCAUGUUCACUAUCUCCAUUUUGGUGGUAAUGGAGGGGCUAUCUGCUUUCCUUCACACUUUAAGAUUGCAUUGGGUCGAGUUUAUGAGCAAAUUCUACAUUGGAGGUGGAUAUCCGUUCCGACCUUUUAGUUUUGAAAACAUAUUGACAGCUGAAACGGAAAAAUCAAAAGGAGAAAAGGGGGGGGCUACACAUGACAACAGCAACAAUGUUUAA